AUGAGCGCAUCUAGGAGUCUCAAGCGUAGGGCACAGUCAGCUAAGGGAUCUCCCAGCUCUCAAGAUCUCAAGGCGCGCCCACACAAUCUGAUAGGCGUCCGAGGCAGUGACACGCUCAGCUUCCAUCAGUCGGGAUUAGCGUCAGUUGCUUCAGGGACUCACGACCAACACCGAUCAUGCGAUCGAGAUGACUGGCAAAUGCUCAACGAUGGUUGUCGCAAUCUUGCACCUUUUCAGCGCUUUUCUGAGCGCUCACCUGCUGAAUUGGCCGACUGUGGAAGGACAGCAUCAAACAGAACUACAUUUUCAAGCAUGAUGGGAUCCCUCAGGCUCGGUCACAGUGAUCAUGUAUCUGUCGCUGCUGCAAACAGAGGCGAGGAGACCUCGGCACUGACUGUCAUACUCUUCGUGGCAGCGCAUCUUAAAGGAGACUUGGCGCAUGAUAUGAUGGCUUCUGCUUGCUCAGCGCUGGACCUGUCGAGCUUCGACGAUGUUCCACUCUUCAUGCGAGAUUUGCCCGCUAGUGAAGCCGAAAAGCCGAGCAACACGACACUGGACGCUCUUCAGACGCUGAUAUAUGAUGGCACGCCCGACGAGAUUGCACAGAACCUCAAAAGCCAAGGCAAUGAAUACUACAACGGCAGACGCUACAAGAAGGCUCUUGGAUUCUAUACGCAGGCGAUAGACGAGACGGGCAAGGAGAUUGCGCCCCAAGUGAAGCGCGCAUUGCUGUCCAAUCGUUCGGCUUGUCACCUUGAGCUGGCAAACUACAGAAAAUGUCUGACUGAUUGUGCUGCUCUGCUCGCACUGCCUAGCGAGUCUGGCGACAAUGAUGGCCUGACAUGCAAGGCCCUCUAUCGCUCUGCGUCUGCCCUGUUUGCGCUCGGAAAACUAGAAGAGGCAUCAGAUGCUAUCUCAAGACUACUGAAGACCUCGAGCGCAGCACCAGAUAAGGCGACAGAACAACUUGCAUUCAAAAUAGAUGAAGCUAUCAAGCUGAACCCCGUCGGAUCCCGAGCGAGCUCGCUCAUUUGGUCAGUGUGGCUCAUGCGCCCGCUUGGCAACCAAGCUACGCGCGAUCUUGUCCUGAACUGGCACGAGGACACACCCAUAGAGACGCAGCUGGCAGCAGUCUACGAAGGCGCAAAUCUGGAUCUGGCAGUGCAUCAGUUCUGCGUANUCACCCGUCAAGGCAGNAUCGUCAAGCUUGGCAAAAAGGUGUCGCUUCGGCAAAUGAUGCGCGCAGUCUCGCAAAAAGAUGACGCUGCCGUCUUGGUGGAUGGUCGAGCAUUGGANAUCUUCAUGCUCGAUCGCACUGCCGCUGGCGACGCUUACAUCGAGCGCNUGAAGAGCAACGCAAGUCGCUGA
Molecule: messenger RNA, 1368 nt
Organism: Mixia osmundae IAM 14324
Lineage: Eukaryota; Fungi; Basidiomycota; Mixiomycetes; Mixiales; Mixiaceae
Exons: 7
Coding region: 1-1368 (455 amino acids)
Molecular function (GO): protein binding
Source: RefSeq, a predicted model, not a curated record